Molecule: messenger RNA, 1937 nt
Organism: Xyrauchen texanus (razorback sucker)
Lineage: Eukaryota; Metazoa; Chordata; Actinopteri; Cypriniformes; Catostomidae
Product: homeobox protein Hox-A4a-like
Exons: 2
Coding region: 92-829 (245 amino acids)
Biological process (GO): embryonic skeletal system morphogenesis; anterior/posterior pattern specification; regulation of transcription by RNA polymerase II
Cellular component (GO): nucleus
Molecular function (GO): RNA polymerase II cis-regulatory region sequence-specific DNA binding; DNA-binding transcription factor activity, RNA polymerase II-specific
Source: RefSeq, a predicted model, not a curated record
UUGUACAUUUGACAGGCGAGUAGGUGGGUUUUAGAGAGAUCAGAAAAACGACAGCGCGAUAAAAAUUAGAAUUGUUGCACUUCACAAAUUAAUGAUCAUGAGCUCCUACUUGAUCAAUUCAAAUUACAUCGAACCUUCUUUUCCACCCUGCGAGGAAUAUCAGCAGAACGGCUACAUGCCCAUGCCCUCUGAUUAUUAUGAGCGGCCGAAAGACUCGGGCUUCCCCCAUCACGAGGAGGCAUCAUUCCCGCGAUCAAACUACCACGAGCCAAGCUAUGAUUACGGUAAUGUGGCAACUAACGGUCUCAACGAUUUCACCGACCGUCAGCACGCGCAACCUCAUACCGUUCCGCAGAAUCAUGGACCCCACCUCAGUACGGAGAGCUGUGCUAGUUCAACUACAAACAAGGAUUGCAGCCUUGAGACAGAUGCUCUUCCAGGCACACAGAAGGGUAAGGAGCCGGUGGUGUAUCCCUGGAUGAAAAAGGUCCAUGUUAAUACCGUGACCGCCAGCUACUCUGGAGGAGUGCCCAAGAGGUCUCGCACCGCCUACACGCGCCAGCAAGCUCUUGAGCUUGAGAAAGAGUUCCACUUUAACCGAUACCUGACUCGACGUCGACGAGUGGAGAUCGCACACACAAUGUGUCUUUCUGAGCGUCAGGUAAAAAUCUGGUUUCAGAACCGCCGUAUGAAGUGGAAAAAAGACCACAAGCUGCCAAAUACAAAGAUCCGCUCUUCGAGUUCUGCACCAUCCAACCAUCACGUGAAAAUGGACGCCACUCAGCAGCAGCAAACACUACUUCCUACGCCGUGUUCCUCGAACCUAUAGUUUUAGAACCACAUCGGCAAAAACGGAACUGAACAAGAAAGAAGAACACAAAGCCGUAUUGGGAUACUUCACAGGGUUACUUUUUAUUCAAUGUUCUAUGAGGCCACCUUCCCAACCUCCUCCACUUCCCAACCUCUCUAAUUUGAGCUGGACGCACCCUUACUGUAUAAUUAGAUGUUUUUUUCUAAUGGAACAAUAUAGUGUACUUUAACUUGGAAAAUGGAUUACGUUCUCUGUCUUUAACCGAGGUAUACCCAGUCUUGUGUGUGAAGAUCAACCCUGAUGUGUGUACAAAUCACUUUGACAUUUUAACAUGAAGGCACAAGUAUAUAGGAACAAUUUCCGAGGGUUAGUCAUCAUAUUUGUCUUAGUCCCGUAUUUUAGUGUAUUAUCUGUAUUUACGCCAUCAAAGCUGUGAAUAUUCGUGUAUUUGGUUAUUUGUAUAUUGGUGAAUGAUGUCAAUAUGUUUAAGUAAGCCUGUAUGUAAAGUAACUGUUACAGUGGAAAUAAUAAAUAUGAGUUUUAUUGUGUAUUAUCCCUGUAGGCUAAUCCAUGGAUUAGACUAAGGUGAUAGAGGGUUUUACCUUUACCGUAUUUUACAUUAUACUGUUUUAUUCCAACGUAUAUUCGCCUAUCCAUAAAAUGCUAUGUUUAUAUAAACCAGGCCUUUUCGACCGUUUGCAAUUCACGUAUGGAAUGGGAAAUUUACAGCAACUUUCCACUUUGGACCGCAAAAAAUUCAAAAAGCUAUUUAGGACAAAAGUUUACGUUUAGUUAUUUUAUUUCCAAGAAACUAUGACAUCAUAUGAAAAUAAAUACGUUUUACAAACGAAAAUACUUUGCCAGCAAACUUGUGACGUAUGUUUACGUUAUUAUUUUUUGCAGGAAUUUAUUAAUUUUGAACCAUGUAAUGGAGUAGGCUAGGCCUUCAAUAUAAAAUUCAACGGGGUGAGUGAUUAAUCUUCACAAGAUACAAUGUCGUUAUUUUUUCAGAGGUAUUGGCUAUAUCUAAAUAUCUGUCUGUUAUAAUCUGAAAAAAUAUAUAACUGUUUGAACUACAACCAAAGCUGAAAGCUAAUAAAUCUAAACGACACUUUGAAAUAUUAGU